CGGUGGGAGACCGAGAAAUGUUUGGGCGGAUGCAGGGGAGAACACAAGAAUACGGAUCUUUCCCCGGUGGGUGGAUACUCCAGACCUCCGGCGCCGGCGGGAAUCACGAUGGGGAAGAGGGGGGAGGGACUUAAGGGAUGGAGCAUGUAACGAUGUUACAAUGCGGGGAGUCGGCCGUUAUAACCUAGAUUGGACGGAAAGAGUUUAGGUCUUACGGUGAUGAACUUACUUUCCUACUUACCUAUCUGCAUACGAAGAAGCUAUAUUAUAAAUAAGGGAUCACAUUUGUUGUAGAGGUAACCAUGGCAUCAACAUCGCCCUCUUCACCCUAUCCAUACUUCGCACCACGAUACGUGAUGGCAUCGGUUGCGGUCUCAUUGGGAGGUCUACUUAAUGGAUACGACACGGGGUCAAUUGGUGCCAUCACGCAUAUGCCCCAAUUUGCCGAAUCCAUAGGACAACUUUCAUCUACAAUGCUAGGGAUCACGGUCUCGAUGAUCAUGCUGACGGGUACACUUCCGUCCGUCUUCGCCGGGCAUUUCUCAGACAAAUUUGGGCGGAUAUCCGUGAUUAUUCCCGGCGCGCUUCUGUUCGGUAUAGGCGCGCUGGUACAAGGACUCUCCCACGGCUUACCGCAAUUCAUUGCCGGCAGAGCAAUUGCUGGCUUCGGACAAGGCGUGUUUCUCAGCAACAUCAGCGUAUACAUUUGCGAGAUCGCGCCGCUUAGAUACCGUGGAGCGUUGGCGGGGUUGCCUCAGUUUAUGGCCACAGCUGGAGUUUGCUUUGGAUAUUUCACGUGCUAUGGUACUCUUAAUAUCAAGUCGGAUAUGGCAUGGCGUUUACCGUACAUUGUCCAGUGUUUCUUCUCCGCCGUUCUCUCCUGGGCUUGUCUUCUACUCCCGGAUUCCCCAAGAUGGCUCAUGCUAAAGGGGAGGCAAGCCGACGCACUCCGAGCAUUGGAACGACUUGAUUUCAACAUGGUCGAAGCCGAGCGAGAUUUCCUAACAACCACCGAACAAACGCCCAGUCUGUCCCCUUGGCAAAGUUUCUCUCUUCUAUUCAGAAGGGGUUAUCGUGCCCGUACGAUACUCGCCUUGUUCAUCCUCGGUAUGGUCCAGCUGUCGGGUAUAGAUGCUAUCACUUACUAUGCACCUAUUCUCUUCGAGCAAGCUGGGCUGUCAUCAGAUAAUGCCUCUUUCUUGGCUUCAGGCCUUUCGUCUAUCUUGAUGCUCGCCAUCUCUAUCCCAGCUUUCUUGCUCGCUGACAAGUGGGGGAGACGCACUUCCGCCAUCGCUGGCGGCCUCACACUAGCUAGUUGCAUGUUUCUUAUGGGCGGUCUCUACGCGGCAGGCGUAGUUCACCCAUACGGCAUCGCUAGAUGGCUCGUUAUCAUAGCCGUCUUCGUGUUCGGCUUGACGUAUUGCGCGACCUGGGGAAUCGUUGGGAAGAUCUACGCCAGCGAGAUCCAGCCAGGACACACGCGUGCGGCAGCAAACAACGUCGCCAUGGGCUUGUGCUUUGGCACAAACUUCCUAGUGGCUAUCCUGACCCCGAUUCUUCUGGAAGCGUCUGCUUUCGGCGCCUACUUUCUAUUCGGCGGCCUAGCCCUCGGCACCGUUGUUGUGCUCGCCGCCUACAUGCCCGAAACCCGCGGCCGCUCCCUAGAAAAUAUACAAGAAGUAUUUCACAGGCCCGCGGCGUCUAGCAACCUUGCGCAGUUUUUGCGAACCCUCGGUCUCGGUACGAGGCGUAGGGCUCAUCAAGCUUCCCGAGAGGUGGCGGCAGGCGAAGAAGUCGAGAUGGAGCCGCAUGAUGACACUGGGGCCGUUGCUGCUAGCGCUGUCUCGGUAGAAACAGUGUCUAGGUCUAUGAGGCUUGAGGUUCUGGUGUGAGCUCGUGGGUUUAUAGUAAGGGCGCUUGAACAUGCCAUCGUAUCGUCUAUUGGAGUUUAUAUGUACUCAGCCCUCUCUUCCCAGCAUAGCUACGUCCAGGCUCCAAAUAUCUUAAAUUCUCGACACUGGC
Messenger RNA from Annulohypoxylon truncatum, 2022 nucleotides. Its product is annotated as putative MFS sugar transporter. Gene Ontology annotation, cellular component: membrane. NCBI's taxonomy places the organism in Eukaryota, Fungi, Ascomycota, Sordariomycetes, Xylariales, Hypoxylaceae. Bases 303 to 1892 code for a protein of 529 amino acids. The transcript is spliced from 3 exons. The record is from RefSeq and is a predicted model, not a curated record. Gene Ontology annotation, molecular function: carbohydrate:proton symporter activity. Gene Ontology annotation, biological process: transmembrane transport; carbohydrate transport.